CACCACCUUCGCCUGCGCCCGCGCACCACCAACCCACCCUCGAGCCCCGUCGCGACGCGCCCAGCUGCUGAGCUUCUCCGCUUGGCCUUUGAUUCCGAUCCUGUCCCGAGCCGCCCCGCGACUGCCUCAACCCGCUCGCUGUCGGCGUUUUGCUGUCGAAGACGGUUCCCUCCCCAUCUUGCGGGGGGUCUAUAAGCCCACGAGGACGGCCGGGAGGCGACACGCGAUAAAUGAUGAUGGACCAUGGGGCGUGCAAUGUCAUCUACCUGGACCGCCGCGCGCAUCCCGAACGUGUACGGAGGGACAAUGUGUUGGCAGGCAUGAACGCCCGUGAUGCCCGCGCCAGCCUCUCCUCCCCCGGCUACUUUACCUUUGGCCGCCUGCAGAACACGGCCGAGGUCCUGUCCAAUGCCGAGACGCUGCUGUCCAUCUUCAACGAAGUUGAUAUAUGUCGAACCGGUGCUUCGUGCCUCCAGCGGCUCUUCGACUUGCACAACGGCUCAGCCAUCGAAGACAAGCCCGUCAUCGUCCUGAUUGACCUGCCGUACGACGAGGAGCAGCGCAUAAAACGGUUGUCCCGCGAACCACGAACCCCAUCGCCCACGACUACCAGGACAACCGGCCCCGACCUGACGGAGCCUGGUGAUUUAUACGGCAUGCACUUUUUGCGCCACGUCGCGGCUGAGAUCCAGGAUAGACGAAUCCCCAAGCUGGUCAUCCCGAUAAUCGUGCUGAGUGGUCUGGACAAAGAGAGGGCGCCAACCGAUUCCCCGAGCCUCAGCAGAUCGCAAGCAUUGACCGACACGGUGCGCCUGGUCCGUUAUCUGGAUGCCGGUGCCGUUGAUGUUCUAGCGAGUCCGCUGUCCAAGGAUCACAUUCACGGUUUGGCCGUUCACGCGCAUCGCAUAUCCCGGGAGGUCAGGAAGGAAAAGUCUAGUUUCCUGGCACAAAAGGCACGCAAGGUCUCAUGGGUCGGCGUCAAUGAGGCGAAGCCUUUUUCCUACCUGAGGGAGGCCAUGGUGUCGAAUUUGAUGGGAAACAUUUGCUGUCCGGAUACGUCGGUGGAUACCUUGGAUCCAACCGACAUCGAAGUAAGUCCGGAUCGACGCGCGGAGAUUGCCCGUGCUGUGGGCACCUGGUCAUUCUCCGCGCAUGACUUUACAGACGACGAGCUACUAUUUGGCUCGUUGACAAUGCUCCAGCAUGCAUUGAGCAUGCCCGAAGUCGAGCGCUGGCGCAUGGACGAAGAUGAGCUUAUGAUUUUUCUCCUUGCGACCCGAAGCGCCUAUAACGAAUUUGUGCUUUACCACAACUUUCGUCACGUCGUUGACGUGCUCCAGGCCCUCUUUUUCUUUCUUGUCCAGGUCGGAGCUUUACCCGCUUACCCGCCAGACGUCCCGCAAUCACCUGGACGGGCCAAGCCGGCAAUCGCCACUCUGCUCAAACCGUUCGAUGCUUUGACGUUGCUCAUCUCGGCAAUCGGACAUGAUGUCGGCCACCCUGGCGUCAACAAUGCGUUUUUGGUGUCACUGAACGCACCCUUGGCUCAACUGUACAACGACCGCUCCGUGCUUGAAUCGUUUCAUUGCGCAGCAUACUCGCAAAUCCUUCGCCGCUAUUGGCCGGCCGCCUUCCAGGAUGCCUCGAUGCGGAAGUUGAUGAUCAACUCGAUCCUUGCGACUGACAUGGGACUCCACUUCAAAUACAUGGCUGAUCUGGGGAACUUGCAGGAAAAGCUAGGAGCCAACAAUGGUGGUAUUGACGGGUGGAGCCCGAAGGUUCUUGAAGAUUAUAGAGAUUUAUUGUGCGGUCUGCUCAUCAAAUGCGCAGACAUCAGCAAUGUGGUCCGGAAAUUCAACACGGCAGUGCAGUGGGCUACGAUUCUUACGGACGAGUUCAGCAACCAGGGUCAAAUGGAGAACGAACUUCAGAUGCCGACAUGUCUUUUCGGAGGUCCACCAGACCGCGAAGACCUGGUGAAGCUGGGGGAGUCGCAAAUAGGCUUUAUGAACAUCUUCGCACGGCCGUUGUUUGAGUCUGUCUCGGACAUACUCCCGAGCAUGCGAUUCAGCAUGGACGAAUUGAUAGCCAACAAGCAAGUCUGGCAAUCAACGAUAGAAGAGGAAAAGGAGCGCAACAUGGUAAGGUUGAAUAUCCCCAUGGGGAUUUCAACUAUGGACCACGCGCGGAGCCCACUCUCUACGAGCCGUGUGGAUUUGUCUGAGAAGCCAGAGAAGAAGUCCUCAGAGUCGAAGCGAUCAGAGAAGAGAUGGUCUUCAGAGGCCAAGCGGUCUUCAGAGGCCAAGAGGUCGUCAGAUUUGAGACCGGCGGCUCCUCCUCGCAUGCAGUCCAGAUCCAAAGCCCCGCCACCGCUGCCCUUGCCUACGACAUUCCCUCCGCCAGAACGUUCUUCCGGCCGUUCUACACCAUUGAGUGCCAUGUUCGGAAGGCGUUCUUCAGCCGCGAAUGCUAUACCGAGCCCACGACUUGUGGAGAACAAUGCAAGUCAUGCACGUCGCGGCAGUGCCGACGCAAGUCUUACGACGAUCCUGGUAACACACGACCCGAGCAGUCAUCAGCCAAAGGCGAAGAAGAAGGGCUUACACUUACGCUCGCAGUCGCCCAGCAAGCGCAAGGGAUCGAAGCUCAGAUCAGACUCGCCUGUACGUCCACUAUCGCCCGAACCCGAGACCUCAACGGCAAUCCCGACUGAUUUUGUCAUUCAGCCACGCGUGCCAAAUCAACGACCCGUGGCCAACGGCGCCUUGCAACCGAACAACUAUCUCCUUCCUCAUUCGAGUUCCCAAAGUCCACUUACCGGAGAUCCGGACCGGAACAAUGCCAUCCCGCCGAAACCCCGCACGGCCGAUGGUUCGUCGCCCCCCGACUUCACGGGUGUUGGCGCCGCAGCGGACACGCACUCCUUUCCUAGGUGGAGACGUGAGCGGGGCAACUCUUCUGCGGGCAAUGGGUUCCGGAGCCGCCGCAAGGGCUCUCUCACGCCUGCCCUCCCUACUCCUACGGGCGAAUCUAUUCCGCUUUCGGCGACAGAAGCAGACGGCGCGAAGAACGGGCCUCUCCUCACCGAGGGCUCGACGGUUCCAUCCCCUAUCGAGCCCACCGAAGCGCACAUUAAGCAAAAGAAGGGAUUUGGUUUUGGAAGAUUCUUCCGGAGGAAGAAGGAGCAAAAGCCGCUGUCAGAAGAGCAAGGAAACCAGGCACCGAGCGAGAAAUCCGACCCGCCGAUGGGCAGACGUGGAUCAUUACCCUUCCAGUUCCAGAGAAGGGGCUCUGUGCCGAUGCCACCGAAGACGCCAAUCGGCCAGCAGGGGUCAAUUCCCGGCGCGUAUCCGGAGACGCCAUUGAGCAUGGCGGACCCUGGAUCAGCUAGGUAGCACCCGUUCGGCUAUGCGGCCUCAAGCAUGGCUCCACCACGAUGGCGACGUGUCCACGUCUGACCAAUCAUCCGCCGAAGAGUUGUCAUCCGCAUAUGGUAUCAACACCACAUCGACACAUCAUCACCUUCUUACCUCCGUCCGCAAGCCGAUGUCCGCAAGUCCGCCCGCACGUUUUCUUGUUUAUCCGGAGUUGGAGUACUGUCUCGCACGAAGUUAGAUCACACGAACGACGGAUCACGACGAAGGAACCAAAAAAACAUUAUGCUCUUUGUCUUUUCCAGCGAAACGACUGCUGUGGAUCCGCGGGGAUUGAAAAGAGCAGAAUUACCACGAGGUUGCUUUUUUUUUUUU
Messenger RNA from Aplosporella prunicola CBS 121167, 3749 nucleotides. RefSeq lists its product as uncharacterized. Gene Ontology annotation, biological process: signal transduction. The record is from RefSeq and is a predicted model, not a curated record. The coding region runs from base 231 to 3395 and encodes 1054 amino acids. Lineage: Eukaryota; Fungi; Ascomycota; Dothideomycetes; Botryosphaeriales; Aplosporellaceae. Gene Ontology annotation, molecular function: 3',5'-cyclic-nucleotide phosphodiesterase activity. The transcript has 5 exons.